AUGUUACUGUCUACAUCGCUCAGCGUCUUUUUUUUGUUCUGGAGUGCAUUGUUCCUGAUAGAUUACUUUCUACGGUCAUGGCAGGUAGACAGAUACCUAAGGCUGGUCGAAAAUUACGGGUUGACGAUAUCACCGUUCCAGGUAUGGUUUUGAUGGUUUUCGACCGGUUUUUUGGUGUUUUAGGGUGGUUUUUGGAAUUUCCUGGUCAAUUUUUGAAACAUUUUGCUUAAUUUUAGGCUUAAUCAGCCUUCAUAGUAUUAUGUUAACUUAAUUUUUUAUAGCUUCGGUUCUACUGGACUCGCUGUGACAACCAUUGGCAAUUCGGCCCAUUUGUCGCAUUCCAAACAUGGGUCGCGACGUCAAAGCUCUCCAGACUAGUCGCCAUAUGGUUCACGUUAGGCACUCUGGUUGCCUUAACCUUCUUUUUCUUAAUGCCACUAUACUUGGUAUGGCUACUGUUUACCGAGGUAUUCAACUGGUACUCUAUAAUGCAAUGGCUCAAUUCUGGUUGGUUCUCAUGGCUUUUCAGCGUUCGAGUCAAUACUGACGGAUUUUAUGAACAUCUCGAGAUGGGUGCACUGCCUCAGGAUAGGAUUUCAUAUGUGCCUUUUCAAAAUCAUGUACAAAGUAAGUAGUUUGAAGUAUUUUUUUUGAUUUUAGGUAACAAAUAUGAUAAAAAGGUGAAAGUGGGGUUAAAACGUCAAAAAAUUAUUUUUUGGCAAAAGUAUAAGUAAAUGAAUGGAUAACUCAAUGUUCUUGCUGAUGAAUAACUGUUCUUUUUUUAGCUGGUAUAAUCCCUGUCAUUCCCGGUGUCAACAUACCAAUUCAUCACCUGCCUAUGUUUGUUUUUGUUUUAAUCAUUGCUGGUGUACUUCAUGAGGUGAGUUUUAAAUCAAUUUGUAAGGGAAUGUAAAUCAGGAUCGUAAAUGUGGGUCUGGUAAUAUCAAAGAUUUAAUUUAAAUUUGAAAUUUUAUAGUAAUACGGUUUUAGUUGGGUCAUGCACUGGCCGCUUUAUGUGCCAAUGUUCGUUUGAAUGGAUUCGGCUUCUUCUUAAUCGCCAUUUAUGCAGGCGCCUUCACGGAACUUGAAACUGAGGAAUUAAGUAGGUUUUUUUGUUAUUUUAUUAAAUUUUUAAAAAUUUAGUGUUAGUUUGUUGAAAGCUAAUGGUAUUUGUUUAGAUCGGUCAUCGUUAGCACAAAGGCUUCGAAUAUACUGUGCAGGAGUGUGGCACAAUGUGGUACUAGCCUUUAUUGGAGUAUUGGUUCUAUGGACAUUACCAUACACCUUGUUUCCACUCUUCACCACUGGUGCUGGGGUUAUUGUUAAAGGUAAGCAUUAAGUAGCUGAAAAUUUAAUUUUUGAUUUUUUUUUGAAAAUUUGUAUUUUUUCGAAUUUUUAAAAAUCUAAAUUACAGAAGUGGACAAAUCCUCAGGCCUUUACGGUGGCAGUGGAUUUGUGCCUGGCAAUCUAGUUUUAUCAGUAAACGGUUGUCAAACAAAGACAGCGACGGAUUGGAUCAAAUGCCUGGAGGGCUUAAGGAUACAUGGCCAGAAUUCCGGCUACAUAAUCAAGAAAGAAGUGGUGGAUCCGUGGAUUGCCAAACCAGAAUUCGUCAAACAAUAUGGUGACGAGAUUCAAUGUUGUGAAGGAUUCUCGAAUAACACUUUCUCAUCGCACAUAUGCUUCAAUUUCUACGAGAAUAAGAAUGGCCAAGUAUGGGAAGUGCCGGUUAAUCUACCAGUAACACCAGCUUUGAAGUUUAGAGAAUCUUUGGGUCUCGGGAGGAAUAUCAGCAGAAUUGAUGUAAGUAUUUUCUUUACAAAAAAUGGCUAACUUGUGUAAAAAUUAUAACGUGGUCAGGAUCGUCGCUACGGAUUUUUUGGGGGGGGUGGAGACCCAAAAAAAUGUUUUCGUCCACAGGUAACCUGUGGAAUUUUUUUUCGGGUCGGCUCUGGGGGGGGAUGGAUCCACCCCCCCCCCUCCACCCCCCCCCCUAGCGGCGCCCCUGAACGUGUUAAAAUUUAAGAAUAUUAUAUAAUUUAGUUUUAAAACAACACAUUCGUUGCAUUUUAUAAAGAAAAGCUGGCGCUCCCUUGUUUAAAGCACCCAUCUAACCUAUUUGACACACCCAAAUUUCCGUCUUAUUAUACACACCCAAAUUCGAAUAAUCCACAACAUCUAAAAAUUGCUUUUUGCAAUUGUGAUUUCUUUUCAUUUUGAAAAUUAACUCUGUUCCCGUGCGGUAGCGCGGAUAUGGAAAAACGUCUUGCAGAGCUCCUGUUUAAGUUGACGAUCGUCAAGGCCCACCUAUCAAAAGUGGACAAUUGUGGAUCAUCGGUUACGUAGCACGAAAUGGGAAUGCAAAAGCAUCGGUAAUCUCGGUAAGUCUUUCGUUUCAAACAAUUUUUUAGUGUCCGUCCAAGGUGUACCACAACAGCCAGUUUCAACCUACCAACCUCUGAGAUGACACCCCCACCUCUUAGAUGGCACCCCCACCUUAUAGAUAACACUCCCACCUCUUAGAUAACACUCCCACCUCUUAGAUGACACCCCCACCUCAUAGAUAACACCCCCACCUCUUAGAUGACACCCCAACCUCUUAGAUGACACCCCCACCUCAUAGAUAACACCCCCACCUUAUAGAUAACACCCCCACCUCUUAGAUGACACCCCAGCCUUUUAAAUGACACCUUUUAAUUGACACACCCAACUUUCAGAUGGAUCACCAACCUCAUAGAUGACACACCAACCUCAUAGGUGACACCCCCACCUCUUAGAUGGCACCCCCACCUUAUAGAUAACACUCCCACCUCUUAGAUGACACCCCCACAUCUUAGAUGACACCCCCACCUUAUAGAUAACACCCCCACCUCUUAGAUGACACCCCCACCUCUUAGAUGACACCCCCACCUCAUAGAUAACACCCCCACCUCUUAGAUGACACCCCAACCUCUUAGAUGACACCCCCACCUCAUAGAUAACACCCCCACCUCUUAGAUGACACCCCAACCUCUUAGAUGACACCCCCACCUCAUAGAUAACACCCCCACCUCUUAGAUGACACCCCCACCUCUUAGAUGACACCCCCACCUCAUAGAUAACACCCCCACCUUUUAGAUGACACCCCAACCUCAUAGAUGACAUUCCCAUCUCUUCGAUGACACCCCCACCUCUUAGAUGACACCCGAACCUCAUAGAUGACACCCCCAUCUCUUCGAUGACACCCCCAACCUCUUAGAUGACACCCCAACCUCAUAGAUAACACCCCCACCUCUUAGAUGGCACCCCCACCUUAUAGAUAACACCCCCACCUCUUAGAUGACACCCCAGCCUUUUAAAUGACACCUUUUAAUUGACACACCCAACUUUCAGAUGGAUCACCAACCUCAUAGAUGACACACCAACCUCAUAGGUGACACACCAACCCCAUAGAUGACACACCGACCUUAUAGAUGAUACUCCAACUUCUUCGAUGGCACACGAAGCUCCCGAAAAGCUGAUGAAAUCUUACGGACGAGCCCAUUUUGCGCUACGACAACCGAACUUCAAUUCUGGACUCAUUUUACAAUGGAAUUUGUAAAUUUAUAAAUUUGAAUAAAUGUGUGCUUGAAAUAGGUCGUGGGUGUGUAUAAUAAGGUGGGUGUGUUCUCUCAGAGAGCCCCGAAAAGCUUAAUUAUGGUGUUUUAGAGAGUAGAUAUUCUGAAACGACAGGUACGAUCGGUCGAUAAUAAUGCUCUAACAGUGUUCGAUAAAGAAAAGUCUACUUUUGCUUGCCUGUCAGCUAGAACCGUCACAAAUCGACCAAUGUGUGUUAGGGGCGUGGUAAGUUUUUUGAUUUUUUUAAAUUGUGAAAUUGGACUUUCAGUAACUGAAUUUUAGAGAUAUUAAAACAUUUUAUGAGAGUUGUUGGCCUUAUUUAAGUAUGAAACUGUAUCAUACUAUUGUGAUGUGAUUUUGAAACUUUUUUAGAGCCGAAUAGAGGAUGAUACUGUGUGUGCAACACCGUCGCUUUUUAAUGGUACACAAUUACUUAGAUUCGAAGUAAAAAGUUCUAAUGAAGUGGUACUAUUUGUAGGCCCUGUUACUGAGGUAUGGUAUUGUUUUAUUGAUCUUUUUAUAAAAUUUUUUGAUUUGACUGUUAUUUGUUUUAAUUUGGCAAUUUUUGGGCUUUCAAAAGUAAAAAAUUGAGAAUAUUCAAAAAAUAUUCAACAAUGUUAAAUUACUUUUCGAGUUAUUUGUUUUCAGCCUUUGUACCUAGUCACAGUAUCAGAAUUGGUGCCUCGAUUCAGAUGGGUACCAUUGUGGCUACCAGAUCUUGUAGAACUCUUUGGACAAUAUUUGGUAACGUUUUCAUUAGCGCUAGGAGUUCUAAAUGCUGUACCGUGCUACGGGUUGGAUGGACAGUUUAUUUGCUACACUGUAAUCGACUAUUUUUUCUCGAAGAGAGACGUACAGUAAGUUUUUGGGCCGUUAUUUGAAUGAUUUGAUAGUUAUAUUUAGUUCUUACGUCUUUUUACGGUUGGUUUAUCAGUCUUUUGGUACUACUUUUUAAUACAAGGGUAAUAUGCUGACUGAAAAUGCUUAAAAUUACUGUUUUAGGCAACGAAAUCGAAUCGCUGGCUGCAUAAUCCUGGCUGGAAGCUCAAUAUUUCUAUUGAAUUUGAUCAUCGGCUUUGUGAAACUGUUCCUCUUUUAUCUGCGGUGA
Bursaphelenchus okinawaensis is the source of this 4705-nucleotide messenger RNA. Lineage: Eukaryota; Metazoa; Nematoda; Chromadorea; Rhabditida; Aphelenchoididae. The record is from the annotation of a GenBank genome assembly.